ACUUCCUCCCUCCCCUCCUUUUCUCCCCACUGCCACCACUCCCUCCCCACCAACGCCGCGGCCGCCGCCGCUGCCACUAAACUCCGAGAAGGUAUGACCCUCUCCGGCGGCGGCAGCGCCAGCGACAUGUCCGGCCAGACGGUGCUGACGGCCGAGGACGUGGAUAUCGAUGUGGUGGGCGAAGGGGACGAAGGGCUGGAGGAGAAGGACAGCGACGGCUGCGGCUGCGAGAGCCCCGCGGGGCCCCCCGAACUGCGCCUGGACGAGGCGGACGAGCAGCCGCCCCUGGCGCAGCAGCAUCAGCAGCCCCAGCAGCAGCAGCCCCUGUGCCUCCCCAAGGAGGCGGCCCCGGCGGCGGGGGGGCGACCCAGCGGCGGCAGUCCGGCCGAGGCGGACGGCAAAGGCGGAGGGGGAGGAGGUGGAGGGGGAGGUGGCGAGGAGAGCGGCGGCGGGGGCGGCUGCAGCAGCGGCGGGGGCGGCGGGGCGGCCGCGGGCCUGGCCCCCAGCAAGCCCAAGAACAGCCUGGUGAAGCCUCCCUACUCGUACAUCGCGCUCAUCACCAUGGCCAUCCUGCAAAGCCCGCAGAAGAAGCUGACCCUGAGCGGCAUCUGCGAGUUCAUCAGCAACCGCUUCCCCUACUACCGGGAGAAGUUCCCCGCGUGGCAGAACAGCAUCCGCCACAACCUCUCGCUCAACGACUGCUUCGUCAAGAUCCCCCGGGAGCCCGGCAACCCGGGCAAGGGCAACUACUGGACGCUGGACCCGCAGUCCGAGGACAUGUUCGACAACGGCAGCUUCCUGCGGCGGAGAAAGCGCUUCAAGCGGCACCAGCAGGAGCACCUGCGCGAGCAGACGGCGCUCAUGAUGCAGAGCUUCGGCGCCUACAGCCUGGCCGCGGCCGCGGGCCCCUACGGCCGCCCCUACGGGCUGCCCCCGGCCAGCGCCUACCCGCACCCGGCCGCGGCGGCGGCGGCGGCGGCGGCGGCGGCGCUGCAGUACCCCUACAUCCCGCCCGUGGGGCCCAUGCUGCCGCCCGCCGUGCCGUUGCUGCCCUCGGGGGAGCUGGGCCGCAAGACGGCCGCCUUCGGCAGCUCACCCCUCAGCCCGGGCCUGCAGCUGCAGCUCAACAGCCUGGGCGCCGCGGCUGCCGCCGCCGCAGCCACCUCGUCGCUCAUCAAGGCCGAGCCCAGCAGCCGGCCUUCCUUCAGCAUCGAAAACAUCAUCGGCGUGUCCGCAGCGGCCGGGGGCUCGGCCGGAGGCGGCAGCCCGGGCGGCGGCCCCGGCGGGGGCGCAGGUGCUGGGGCUGGCGGAGGCGGCCCGGGCGGCCCGGGAGCCGGGGCGGGCGGCGGCGUCGCGGCGGCGGCGGCGGCUCAGACUUUCCUGCGGCCGCCCGUCUCGGUGCAGUCGGCGGCUCUCAUGGCCACGCACCAGCCCCUCUCCCUGAGCCGGACCACGGCGGCCAUCGCGCCCAUUCUGAGCGUGCCCCUCUCCGGACAGUUCCUGCAGCCCGCAGCCUCGGCGGCGGCCGCGGGACAGGCCAAAUGGCCGGCUCAAUAGUAGCCUCCGUUGCCCCCGCCCCUGACCCUCCCUGGCCGGCCCUAGGGGCCCGAGAACUUGAGCUCCAGC
Molecule: messenger RNA, 1626 nt
Organism: Phascolarctos cinereus (koala)
Lineage: Eukaryota; Metazoa; Chordata; Mammalia; Diprotodontia; Phascolarctidae
Gene: FOXD3
Product: forkhead box D3
Biological process (GO): regulation of transcription by RNA polymerase II; anatomical structure morphogenesis; cell differentiation
Molecular function (GO): DNA-binding transcription factor activity, RNA polymerase II-specific; RNA polymerase II cis-regulatory region sequence-specific DNA binding
Source: RefSeq, a predicted model, not a curated record